GUAGGCUUGAGCAGCGGUAAAAUCCCACAGGAGAUUAGAGUGGGAACACACGCUAGUCCGGACGCUUUAGAAAUGGCAGCCCUAGGAUAGAGCAACAGACAGGCAAAACAAACACAACAGUAAUGAGGAAUGGAUGAAUGUUGUCUCAUGGAAAACCUGCACGCUGUCUCUCUCUUUUUUUAACCCUCCUCAUUUUCUCUUUCUCUCCGUCUUCGACAAGCUCACUCUUCCCUUCCUCCCUCCCCUCCAUCCCUCCGCUCCGCUCCUCUCCCUUCCUCUCUCUCUCUCAUUCUCUCUUGCGCUCUCUCAGUGGAGGAAUGUAGAUAGAGGCUGAGCGUACACCCGCUGCUCUGCACGAUAUCAACGGCUCGCUCUACGGUGGUGGGUCGCUCAUCAGAUGCUGUUCAGAAUGGAUUUGUACUGCUAAUGGAUUUGUCCAUCCACCGUCUCUUUCUGGACAACUCUGCACCUGCCAUUGCCUCCUCUGCCGGGUUUAUUGCUCAGCUUGCACAUACCGGGAUCCGUGCUGCAGGUCCCUUGCUCCCUUAAGGAUGCUAUAAAUCAGCAGGAGCUUUGCUCGAGGAAAAAGGGACAUAUUGCUUCACGGUCAACGCCAAGUCCUCCUUCGUGAGGGAACCAGCUUUCUGGGAUAUGUAUAGCUGACUCAGCGCUCGAAUGCAAGACUGUGAGUCAGAUCAAGACCUUGAAAAUGAAUUGGUAAGAAUGAGGGAGCCAGAGAGGAAAAAUAUGAGCCAGUUUUUAACUUUUACUGAACUCAACCUUCAAAUAUUGCAAUGAAUGGAGGAACGAGGUCGGAGGAUAAAUCUAAUGGUGGUGUCAUCUGCAAAAAGGGGGAUUUGAUAAUCUGACGACAGAGAGUGCUGCUGCAACGGCUGGUGCUUGGAGUCAACAUGCAGAUGAUUGCACUCCUCCCUUUCCUUCCACCUUCUUUGCUCAGCACCUUUAUUUAACAUUUGUACCAUUUUAGUGAUCUUACAACGAGCUGGAAGUCAUCUGGAUGUAUUGGUGGAACUGGACUAAAGGACUGUCCUUUUUACCGGAUUCUGCAACCGCUGAGAUUUCUACCUCCGGAAUUCUAUUGGGUGUAUGCGCUUGUCUGUUUGUGAGUGUGUGUAUGUGUAUUAGUUAUGUGUGGAUGUGAUUUGUCUGCCUUGAUGUGUUCAUAACUAUUUCUGUGUUCUUUAGGUUGUGAUUUACUUUCCCAUUUUUUUUCCAAUGUCUGGCUUUGCUGGCCAGCGUUUCGCCUUGUGCAGUCCAUGUCUGCCGAGUGCCCGGCCGUGGGGUUAACCCUUACCGUGCCACAGGCGAGAUGAGUGACAGCUCUGGAACAGUGAACAACUCGGGGGCUAUGGUACUGGAGGAGCCCGAUGGAAGAGGUGGCUCCGGUGGACGUGAACAAGCCCAGGCCCCUGCUCGUGGUGGCAUUUUAAGGUGUGGGAGCUGUGCCCUUUGGCCCCGCCAACAGACUUGGCUCUGCGUGGUUCCGCUUCUCAUUGGCUUCAUAGGCCUAGGGCUCAGUCUGAUGCUGCUGAAAUGGAUCGUAGUGGGUUCUGUGCGGGACUACGUGCCUACUGACUUGGUGGAUGCCAAGGGAAUUGGCCAGGACCCCAUCUUUCUGUCCAAGCCUAGCACUUUUCCUAAGGGAUCUGACACCACCACCACCACAACCACUAUUGGAGGGGUCAGCUCAGCCAGCCCCAUUGUCACCACUGUGGUGCGGAGCAGGACUCGCACGGGAACUCCUCCGAACGUUCCCCCUAGGGGUGGUGGUGCAUCCGGCAGCCAGGUGACGCAGAAGAGCCCCUCUACACGCUUUGUCACACGUAAUCCCACCUUUACGACCACCGUGGCUUCUACCACAACGUCUACUGUCCAUACGUCCACCUCCAGCCCCUCUCCCUCCAACCCUGCCAUUCUAAACGACUCCACCCAAAUGUGGACCAGAGAGCAGUCAUCCACUGAGAGUCACGUGACCACGCCUGGUCGAACCCACGUCAGCCGCAAGACACCAUCACCAACUCUACCGCCUUUGAAAUCGGAGCAUUUCAAGCCAUGUCAGGAGAAAGACCUGGCCUAUUGCCUGAAUGAUGGGGAGUGCUUUGUCAUCGAGACCUUGAGCGGCCCACACAAACACUGCAGGUGUAAAGAGGGUUUCCAGGGCAUUCGCUGUGACCAGUUCCUGCCCAAGACUGAUUCCAUCCUGUCUGACCCAAUGGAUCACUUGGGCAUCGAGUUCAUGGAGAGCAAGGAGGUGUACAAAAGACAAGUGAUGUCUAUCACAUGUAUUGCCAUGGGGAUCAGCUUUCUAGGCACCCUCUGCAUAGCUCUCUACUGUCGGAACAAGAGAAGGAGGGAAAAGCUCCAGGCACACUUGAAAGAGAGCCGUAGCCAGAAAAACUACAACCUCAACUCUUCCAGCCUGGCCCUUAAACCCAGCCUUAGGCCUCAGCAAGGCCUGCAGCUCCAAAAAUAUUAUAAACCCACAAGUUCCUCGCCACCGCAUGUUCGAGAGUCUGGUUUCGUUCAAAGCACUGCUGCCUCUACCAGUCCACAAGGCACACUGACAGGGAAACACCCCAGGAGUGGUUCCCUCUCUCAUAGUCCAGAUCAAAGGAUUCGUUCUGCUUUUCGGCCUGCAUCUCGCAGAACACCACCCAUAACCAGAGGAUGUCUCAAUGCCAUUGGUGGAACGAGAGAUUCUGGUCCCGUCUACCAACAUCUCCAGGAAGUAGACAGCUCAGAGAGGGAGUCAGUGAGAAGGAACCUCUCCGGGCCAGGUAACGACCUACAUCAGGAUUCCUUUUACAAUAUGCAAGCCUCACAAUCCUCAAAAUCUUGCAGCAGCCAUUUAGACCACAGGUGUGCUAGGAGCCUCAGGUCGGGCGGUUCCAGCCAAAGUCCUCCUGCUCCCUACCGUCCCUGCUCUAUCCCAAUCAUCCCCUCUGUCCACUCCUACCAGGAUGAGGUAUCGUGUAUGCAAACCGCCCCUAGUGCUGGAAGCAACCGUUCUAGUCCUCUGGAAAGCACAGAGGAAGCUUCGGCCUUUGAUCAACAGUCUAACGUAACGGUCUCCAACCGAGGGGCUGGUAGACAGGAGGAAGUGGCCUCACUACUCCACGAGGCUCAGGAAGAGCUCAGAGUGCUAGCACAUGCCCAGAGGAAGCAGGAGGACAUCAGUAGCGCCGUCCCUCAGGGGGCCAAAGAGACUGUGUGCAUCCUUUUAGCAAAUGGGGGUGGACAAGGGGGAGUGGCUUCUUUUGGGCCCACGGAAACUCAGUUAGUGAGCCCCAGAGACACGCACAAAGAUGCCACAAAGCCUGGCCAAUGAGAAGGGGUUGACAGAACUAACCACAAAUGUGUGUCUUUGGGCUUCAGAAUAAUCCGCCAACAUUGGGAUACCACUGAAAGCUACGAUUGAAUUUCUGAGGACGUGCUGUGGGCGAUAGCGUGAGAGAGUGACAGUCUCGAACAUGUGAAAAGAUAAUUUAUUUAUAUGCAUUUAUUUAAGGAGAAACUUAGAAAAAUAAACCAAAUAGUCUGUCAUCUCCAUGGUGUUUUUAACUGUAUAAAAUAUACAUAAAUAUAUAUAAAUGGAUAUAAAUAUAUGAAUUCAAACUGGUGACCAAGUACAAAAAUGGAAUAUGGGAAUGAGAAACUUUCUUUUGAAGCAUAUUAGCCCCACAUCCUUAAAGACUCGAUGCUUGGUGGUUCAAAAGUUAUAAAAAAAGGAUUUUUUCCACUUGUUUCACUCAUUUCCAGUCAAGCUAAUCUUGUCCGACACACAAUCUUGUGUUUUGCACCUGCCACUGCAGCAGCUGUGUUUACUAUCACCGUCCCAGUCACUGUCCUCUACCCUGCCAAGGAAUAUGGCUCCAUCUGCCUUUGAAAACCGUGGAACGUGGAUUACAAUUGGAUUAAACUUCUAAACGCUAAUCGUAUCCAGGCAUGAGGUAACUGAUAGUUAAGCACUGCCUCCAAGACAUCGAUUGGAAGAAUUUGAUGUGUCCGUCCAUUUGUGGAACAAUCUGCGUUUUGUUUUCUGUGCCUCGGUGCGUUCACUCCUUCAUUUGGGUUCGGAUACAAGUAAAGAUAAGCUACUGGAACAGAGCACAUCGUACUACACACCACCCGAGAUGCACAAACAGACCGUUGGCACCUCUCUGGAUGGACUGAGGAGAUUCCUGCACAGGGAUAACAGAGAGCUGGCUUGGCCAACAAAAGGAGCUUUUGUGUUUUUUCUUUUCGUUCUUAUGAAAUUAUCUGCUGCUUUCUGGGAAGGUGGGUGGGAGCAGCAAGUCACUAUGAGUCUGUAUGCUACCUUUUAAAUUGGGACAUAAUAUUUCUGUGAAUUAACAACCAAAUGUGGUAUGAAAGAAAAAUUAACAAUGAAUCUUUCAUGAAGCUGUUUCUUUGUUUCCAAUGUUUUUUGUUUUGUUUUGUUUUGUUUCUUUCUGACCCCCUCACACAAUUGUGCAUGUUGAUGGUAUUGUUUUGCAGAACCAAACCAUGAUAGUUUUAAUGAUUUAUAGAAAAGCCCCACAAAGAAGAAACUGCAUUAUAAUUGACCUGCGUCUGCUGAUUUCAGCCCAAAUCCUGGCAUAAAAACACAUGAGUGGUCUGCUGAGUUUUAUAGAUCCCAUUUCUGAGAAAUGCUCAAUGGCUGCAUUAUAUUGAAUUGACUUUUUUAUGUGCUGUUGUUUCUCCUCAAGCAUUUAUUUAAGACCGCUACCUGGAGUUUGAUUUUAAGACCUUCUUUAAAGCAUGCUGCAUUUGUCCUCCAUCAGAGGUUGUGUCUACCGUGCCAGCCAUAACUCAAGGCAAAGGUGAAAUGAAACAUCUUCUGGUAAAAGAAAGCAAAGUAAAGGUUAGCCUGUGGCAGAAAGGAGCUGUAAGGGCAGACAGAUAAGACUCUCACUUUAUCUUAUAACACCUUCCCUGAGCAAAAGCACUGACCUCAUCAGUGAAUUGCAGUGGAGUGGCAUGUCUAUCAAGAUAAUCAAGCAUCAUCAAAAGUAAUGUGAAAGUAUUGCUGUAAGGGAAAGACAAGAUAGAUUUAGAUCUUAAAGCUCUACCGUUUCUUUAUAAAACAAAUGAAAUUUUAAUAAUAGAAAAUAUCACAGUGCAACUCUUAGUUGUCAGUGGGAUUUCAUUUAGGAGGCAUCAGUUUGAUAUGAGCUGUUGGUAGACUGUCUUUUUUUUGUAACAUAUUUUUAAAACCAAUUAAAAUGAGAUGUUUGUUAGUAUGAGCAUUCAUGAUUGUUUUUUUUUCUGUUUUCAAAUUCUGUGUAUGCUCAUUUUGUGCAUUUCAUUUUACUGGCAUACAGUCGAUAUCCAGAAAUGCCACACAUGCAACAAAGAUUAUACCACAUUGCUAAGUGAUCUAUAAAACGACAGACUAAUUCAUAUGCAGGUCAUAGCAGCAGAUAUAUGAACUGUCCAUCUGUUACAGCUCUUAAUGUUCAUUUUCAGUUGAAAUGAUGUGAGAAAGUUUCAUUUGAGUUGGACCAUAUUUUUGUACACUAGUGCUAAAGUGUAUUAAAUUAUGUUUUUGCACAGUAAUUACAAUGUAUGGUAAUUUAUGCUGUCAGGAUUCCAGAAUGUAAGGUAUGUGACUUGAAUUCAUCACAGAAGACAGUAUAUUGCAAGACAUGUUUGCAAGACAGAAUGCGCAAGCUGCAACUGUGCAAGGUGUAACAAGUGUGCAACGGAAACGUCAUGGUUCUGUAUAACAGCCCCUUGAUGUACUUUACUGUGCAAUUUCAAAAUCGAGAAAUGAAAUUUCAGUUCAUUCUUGUAUGUGAAAAACUGUAUU
This is a messenger RNA of Sinocyclocheilus anshuiensis, 5833 nucleotides long. RefSeq names its product neuregulin 3a (gene nrg3a). Gene Ontology annotation, biological process: intracellular signal transduction; animal organ development; nervous system development. NCBI's taxonomy places the organism in Eukaryota, Metazoa, Chordata, Actinopteri, Cypriniformes, Cyprinidae. The record is from RefSeq and is a predicted model, not a curated record. Bases 1331 to 3349 code for a protein of 672 amino acids. Gene Ontology annotation, molecular function: chemorepellent activity. The transcript has 9 exons.